AUGAAGUGGCAAUGGCGAUGUUCCAUUUGGAGAAUUUGGAUGAUACAAUUCCUUUUUUUGGCUUCUUCCGUUACUUUAUCAUCGAAAGAAAUAACGGGAGAAUGGUCAGAAACUACAGAAUUUCCUGAUUGGGAAACUCCUCAAACCCCCUUUCCAUUAUCCCCUCAAUCCAUAUCUACUACAACAACCGUCGUCGCUCCAGGAUCGUCCAAUUUAUUUUUUCCAACAAUUGAUUCCGUCAGUUCUCUUUCGCCGAACGCGUAUCGAAACGACGAACCCACCGUUCGCCACGAUGAUAAAGUCUAUGAAUUUAAAUUUACCAAGGAAAGUUAUAAUGCAACCAUACCGGAAAAUUCCCCUUGGAAAACAAAUGUCGUUUCGGAAGAAAAAAUGGGAAUAUACGUGCCGGAUGAUUUGGAAAAAAUACAUUUUAAAAUUGUCAGCGGCGACAAAGAUAAAUUUUUCAAAGCCGAAGAACUCGUGGUGGGAGAUUUUUGCUUUUUAAUUAUACGGACGAGAACGAAUAUGAAUGACGUGUUAAAUCGUGAAAGAAAAGAUAAAUAUAUUAUUGAUGUUAAGGCGACGGGAACAAUCGGGAAAAAACCCGUCGAAACGAACACCGUGGUUUUUAUAAACAUAUUAGAUGUGAACGAUUUAAAACCUUUAUUUUUUCAUAGUAAAUACGAAAAAACAGUACCGGAAGACAUGCCCCUUCAUAAAAGCAUAUUGAAAGUUUUAGCCGAAGACGCCGAUUCCGGUCGAAACGGUGAAGUGUAUUAUAGCUUUGCGGAACGAACGGAUCAAUUUAGCGUUCAUCCUACGACGGGAGUCAUUUCUUUGACUCGACGUUUGCGAUAUCAUGACAAAUCGAUGCACGAAUUAACAGUGAUCGGACAAGAUAGGGGAUUCACUUCGAGAGGUGCCACUUCCAGACAAAGCACUGCCAAACUCAUAAUAAGAGUCCAAGAGGUCAACUUUUGCGUGCCUGAAAUAUACGUUCAAACAUUGACCGACGUCGAAGAAAAUGCAAAUUUCAGAGUUGCCGCAUUUGUCAGGGUCAUAGAUAACGAUAAAGGAAUUCACGGUGCGAUCAAAUCCUUGGAUAUCGUCGACGGAGAUUCGGACGGUCAUUUUAGAAUAAAAAAAAUCGACGACGGCGAAUAUAGCAUAGAGCUUUUAGAAUGCAUAAAUAGAGAUAAUCAUCCUAAAUUAUAUAAUAUAACACUUAGAGCCGUAGAUAGUGGAACGCCCCCUAAACAAAGUUUCAAAUCCGUUUUAUUGAAAAUAGCCGGCAUCAACGAUAACAUACCGAUAUUCGAUAGGGAAAUAUACGAAGUAAACAUUCCGGAAAAUUCACCCGUUAAUUCCCCCGUUAUCCGACUUAAAGUGGCCAAUCCCGACGAAAGUAAAAAUGCAAAAGUCUUUUUAGAAAUAGUCGGUGGCAACGAAGGUAACGAAUUCUAUUUAAAUUCGGAAACGGGAAUGUUAUACACGGCAAAAAUAUUAGAUGCCGAAGAAAAAUCAUUUUAUACGUUAACGGUGUCGGCCAUCGAUCAGGGCACCGUAAGGGGAAGGAAACAAUCGUCGGCUAAAGUUAAAAUCAACGUCCUUGACAUGAACGACAACGAUCCGACAUUUGAUACCUCCGAAAUGAACGUCGUCAUCGAUGAAAACGAACCCGCGGGUACUACGGUUCUUAAAGUAACUGCCAAGGACAAAGAUUUCGGGGAAAACUCAUACAUUUCAUAUAGCAUAGCCAACCUUAAUCCAGUGCCUUUCGAAAUAGACCAUUUUAGUGGAAUCAUUCGGACAACGCAAGUUUUAGAUUACGAAAGCAUGAGAAGGAAUUAUAUUCUUAGAAUAAGAGCCUCCGAUUGGGGCCUUCCGUUUCGGCGUCAAACCGAAAUGCAAGUUAAAAUACGCUUAAAAGAUAUCAACGACAACCGUCCACAGUUUGAAAAAGUAGAAUGUACAGGUCACGUUCCGAGAUACGUUGCCAUCGGAACAGAGAUAUUGACGUUGUCGGCCAUAGAUUUCGAUGCAAGUAACAUAAUAAGUUACAGAUUAAUUUCUGGAAAUGAAGAUAAUUGCUUCGCUUUAGAUUCGACGUCCGGAAUAUUAUCGGUCACCUGUGAUCUCAUGGACGUGCAAGUGAGCGAGAGAACUUUAAACGUCACAGCCACGGAUGGAACUCAUUUCGCCGAUGUUAACAGAGUGCACAUGUAUUUAGUUAAUGCGAAGCGAAAUUUGCCGGGACACGGAAGGUUCAUAUCAGACGAUAUCGGAGCCUUUGAAUGUAGAGACACGGGUGUCGCGAGACGCUUAACUGAAGUCUUAGCUGCCGCCGAAAAAAAUAACAUGCCUCUCCAACACCAAGAAGAAUUUGCCAUGAUGCCGAGUCGUUACGGAGAAAACAUACAUUCGCCGGAAUUCAUUAAUUUUCCUUUGGAAAUAAAAGUCAACGAGUCGGCUGCUCUGGGAACGCGUUUAACUACCAUACAAGCUCGCGAUAGAGAUUUGGGAUACAACGGAAAACUUGUUUUCGGUAUAUCGGGAGGGGACCAAGAUUCCGUAUUUAAAAUAGAUUCCGAUACUGGAGAAUUAAAAGUCAUUGGUUACUUAGAUCGUGAAAGAACGGAUGAAUAUCUUUUGAACAUAAGCGUAUUCGACUUGGGCCGACCUCAAAAGUCUUCCUCUAAAAUAUUGCCAAUAACAAUUUUAGACAUCAACGACAAUCCUCCGAUUUUCGAAAAAUCCGUCGCGAGUUUUAGAAUACCGGAAAACGAAGCAAAUGGCACGGCCAUUUUCAGAGUCAACGCCACCGACAAGGAUUUGGGAAAUAACGGAAUCGUGUCAUAUCAUUUGAUAACGGAUACGAAAGAUUUUUCGGUGGAUCCCGUUCAGGGAAUUUUAUUCGUAUCAUCGGGUUUAGACAGAGAAAGACAGGAUUUAUACGAACUUAAAAUUCGUGCCGUAGACGGAGGUGAAAAAGACACGGGUAAACCUUCUCUCUAUUCGGACGCCAUAGUACAAAUACAUAUUGACGAUGUUAACGAUAAUGCUCCCGUGUUUGCACUUCCUUCGUACACCGUAAGAAUCAGAGAAGAUGUGCCCGUGGGUACGGUCGUGGCGGUGGUCAGUGCAUCCGAUCCCGAUUUGAGAGAAGGAGGUGAAAUACGAUAUUUUAUAUCCGCGGAAACCGAUGGCGAAGGCCUUUUCACAAUAGACAAACAAUCUGGUACGAUUAGAACGGCAAAAGAACUUAAUUUCGAAUUAAGGCAAAUCCACAAUCUUGUGGUGAAAGCUCGGGAUAAGGGAUCCCCGCCGCUUUUUUCGGAGACUACAAUAAUCGUCGAAGUUGAAGACGUUAACGAAAAUGCUUACCCGCCUGUUUUUCCAGAUUUUGUAGUGUCGUGUUCCGUAAAAGAAAAUCUACCGGUUGGAACUGUUGUGACGACAGUUCAAGCUGUUGAUCAGGAUCCACCGGGAGAUGAUUCCAAGGUUUCAUAUUAUAUAAAAGGAGGAGACGGUGUCGGAUAUUUUUCCAUAGACGAAAACGGACAAAUAAAAACUUUGGCAGUUUUUGACGUCGAAACAAAAUCUCAUUAUUGGUUGACGGUUUAUGCGGAAGAUCACGGAGUUAUACCAUUGAGUUCUCGUCUCGAAGUAUACGUGGCGAUAGAAAAUGUCAAUGAUAAUUCUCCAUUGACGGAUGAACCUAUUUAUUAUGCUUCAGUUCCGGAAAAUUCAGAAUCUGGAAAAUUAAUCGUUGAAUUAAGUGCGACAGACGCAGAUUUGGAUCCGAAUAAUAAAAUUUUUUAUAAAAUAACUGCUGGAAAUCCUCAGAGUUAUUUUACCAUCGAUUCUAUUUCAGGUAUAAUAAAAACUACGGAAAGAAAAUUGGAUAGAGAAAAUCAAUCAGAACAUAGUUUAGAGAUAACAAUAACAGACAAUGGGACGCCUCAACUUUCUUCAACAACCAAAGUUAUCAUUUCUGUUAGUGACGUUAACGAUCACGCUCCAGAAUUUAAUCAGCCAUAUUAUAAAAUAACAGUUCCAGCAACGACGAGUAAUAAUAAUAACUUGGACGAUGAUAUUUAUCAGGUUUUAGCUUACGACAAAGAUUCCGGUCCAAAUGCGGAUAUUGUAUACAGUAUUAAAUCUGGAAAAGGAAAAGGAAAAUUUAAAAUUCAUCCUAAAACUGGAAUGGUUUAUUCAAUGAAAGAAAUUUAUCCAGGACAAGAAUACGAAUUCAUGAUAAGAGCAUCAGAUAAUGGAAUCCCGCAGAAAAAUUCAACAGCAAGAGUUUCGGUGACGGCAAUUCCCGUGAAAUCAAAUUCUGAACAUCCUCCUACCAUUUUAAAUCCUGAACAACAAGUACAAGUCACUGAGUCGGAUGAUGUCGGAUAUUUGGUUGCAUUGAUUCAAGGAUCCGACAAAGAUGGCGACAAAUUGUGGUAUAAAAUUGUCGGCGGAGAUCCUAGAAAUGAAUUUUUUAUCGGUAGAGAAACCGGAAACAUUUUGUUAGCUAAAACAUUAGACUGGGAAACACAACAUUAUUAUAAUUUAACCAUAAGUGUCACAGACGGUUUUCAUUCAACAUACGGUCAAGUGUACGUCAUGGUGAUAAACAGCAAUGAUCACCGUCCGAAAUUUUCAAAAAAUACUUAUUUAGUAGACAUAUCAGAAAAUGUUGAACCAGGAACGGAAAUAUUAGAAUUAAUUGCAUCAGACGAAGAUGAAGAUGAUAAAUUAUUUUAUUCCCUUCAUGCUAGCAGAAGUCCGACUUCGUACGACAUUUUUAAAGUUGAUAGCCUGAGUGGUAUCGUUAAGUUAGCGGCACCACUUGAUCGGGAAACCAUGGAAGAACACGUUUUAAUUGUCAUGGUUAAAGAUCAAGAUACUCCAUCAAAACGAAAUUAUGCAAAAGUUAUUGUUCGGGUACACGAUCACAAUGAUCACGCUCCUGAAUUUGUGAGUCCGAUAAUUCAGGCAAAAGUAUUUGAAACUUCAGAAGUAGGAACGAUUGUUGCUAAAAUUCUUGCCAUAGAUAAAGAUAAAGAACAAAAUGCUAAAAUACACUAUUCUAUAAUAUCUGGAAAUGUCGGAAAUAUAUUUUCGAUUCAUCCGCAAUUAGGGGAUCUUCAAGUUUAUCGUUCUUUAGAUUCUUCUUCCGCUUCUGAAUUUAUGCUCAACGUAAAAGCAUCCGAUGGUGGAAAUCCACCUCUUUCUUCGACUAUACCCGUUCAUGUUAUGGUUACUAUGGCUGACAAUGCACCUCCCAAAUUCACGAAAAACGAAAUAGCAGCAGAAAUAUUUGAAAAUAAACCGAUUGGAACUUAUGUGACCCACGUUCAGGCACGAUCAGCUUCUUCUCUUUUUUACGAUAUCAUAAAGGGUAACGAAAAUGACAUGUUUUUAAUUAAUCCAAGCGUUGGAGUUAUUUUAACAAAAGGUAUUUUGGAUUAUGAAACAAAAAAAUUGUAUAAUUUAACCGUCGAGGCUGUGAAUCUGGCUAGCGCAAGAGUAACGUGUCAAAUUAUAAUUCACGUCUUGGACAGAAAUGAUAAUGCUCCUAGAUUUUUACAAGCAUUUUAUCAGGGUAAUAUUAGCGAAUCAUCACCCAUAGGUUCUUUGGUACUCACAACUGAUAAUUCUCCAUUGGUAAUCAAAGCCGAAGAUGAAGAUUCUGAAUUGAACGCUUUAUUAAGUUAUGAUAUCGUUGAAGAUUUACCGAGAAAAUUUUUUCACAUCGAUUCAUCAACCGGAGCCAUUCGAACUGUCAUGACGCUCGAUCACGAAUCCAUUUCGACUUUUAUUUUUCACGUUAAAGUAUCGGAUGUAGGAAAGCCCAGAUUGUCGUCUGAGAGUACGGCUAAAGUUCAAAUAACCGUCAAAGACAUAAACGAUUGUCCUCCACAUUUUCAAUAUAACGAAUACAAUUCAACUCUUUUACUUCCGACUUAUAAAGGAAUCGCUUUGAUACAAGUCAACGCAACGGAUGAUGAUUCUCCAGAGAAAACUAUCCUUCGCUACGAUAUAAUCGAGGGAAAUAAAGGAAAUACAUUUGUUAUAAAUUCAAAAACCGGAAUGAUCACCGUUCAAGAUGUCGGAAACAUGAAAAAAUUUUACAAACUCCACGUACGAGUAUCGGAUGGAAAAUUUUCAAAUAUCUGUUACGUUAACGUAAAAGUUGAAACUUCCGAAAAUUCCGGUUUGGUAUUUCAAAAACCAAUAUAUCACGGAUCGGUUUUGGAAAAUUCUACCAAAGUGGUCACGAUAACCGUUGUCAACGUACUCGGAAGUGCCUUAAAUGAACACGUCGUUUUUACAAUAUUAAAUCCCACCGAAAUGUUUGUCAUUGGUCGAACGAGUGGUGCCAUUCGAACGACGGGUAAAAAAUUCGAUAGAGAAACAAAAGAUAAAUAUGAGCUUAUAAUCGAAGGAAGGAGCAACGAUCAUGAGAAAGCAAGAAUAGCUCACGUCGUCGUAAACGUUACCAUUCUCGAUAUAAACGAUAAUUGUCCGAUGUUUGUUAAUCUUCCUUAUUAUGCCGUCGUACCCGUGACCGCAAGCAAAGGCGAUGUAAUAACGAACGUGCACGCGGUAGAUUUGGACAAGGACGAAUACGGAGAAGUCAGAUACGAACUCGUUAAAGGACACGGAGAAUUAUUUAAAGUGUGUCGUAAAACGGGUGAAAUAUCUCUGAAACAAAAUCUAGAAGGUCACAACACCAAUUACGAACUUAUAAUAGCUGCUUACGACGGAGGAAUUAAUCCGUGUUCGACGGAAGUUCCGGUGCACAUAAAAAUUAUUGAUAAAUCAAUGCCGGUUUUCGAUAAGCAAUUCUAUACCGUUACCGUACCUGAAAGUAUUGAACUUUUAUCACCUUUGGCCGUCAACAUACAAGCAGUAUCUGCAUUAAAUAGAAAAUUAAUUUAUUCUAUUUCCAAAGGAAACGAUUUUGAAGAAUUUGCACUUAAUUUCAACACAGGCGUGAUUAGGGUAGUUGACGAACUUGAUUACGAAACGAAAAAAGAUUACGAAUUAACUAUUCGGGCUACAGAUGGAGUGACUGGAGUUUUUGCAGAAGUUCUUGUAAACGUACUCGUUGAAGAUGUCAAUGAUUGUCCACCGGAAUUUUCUCAAGAUCUUUAUAAUAUAUCUAUAUCAGAAGCAACGCCAUUCGGUACAUCUAUUUUCAGGGUUAUUGUUAAGGAUAAUGACACUGGAAUCAAUCAAAAAGUUAGAUUUGAAAUACAAAUGGAUUCCAGUAAUUCUUCGGAAUAUUUUCACAUAGAUCCGGAAGAAGGAACAAUAUAUCUUAAAAAAUCUUUAGAUCACGAAGUUAACAGUUACCAUCAUUUUACCGUGGUAGCUAACGAUUUGGGAGUACCCAGUUUGUCAAGUACGUCACACGUUUGGGUAAAUGUAAUCGACAUGAAUGACAAUCCUCCGAAAUUUGAACAACCCUCUUACAACUGUCUUCUGUCAGAACAUGCCGUACGUGGACAGUUUAUAACUGUCAUCACGGCGAGUGAUCCUGAUUUUGUUGAUCGUGAUAAGUUGUACUACGCCAUUGUUGGCGGAAAUGAAAAUCAAAUUUUUUCCGUCGACCAUUCCACAGGUGUGUUGACUCUUGCAAAUCUUCAAAAUUUUCAAGAGCACCAAUAUUUGUUGAACGUGUCAGUAAGCGAUGGAGUGUACACUAGUUUUUCUCGAGUCAGAAUUGAAAUUCUUCCCGCGAAUCUCCAUAAUCCAACAUUUGCUCAGCCCCAAAUAGAAGCUGUCGUGCGAGAAAAUCAACCUUCUGGCACUUACGUCACACAAACAUCAGCAACCGAUGACGAUUUCGGAACUUAUUCUGAAAUAUCAUAUUCCAUAUCUUCUGAAUUGAUGAGAGAAUAUUUUGAAAUAAACAAAACGACAGGAGUCAUAAGAACCAAAAGACAUCUUGAUCGGGAAAUAAAAAAACUUUAUGAAAUACCCGUGACUGCAUCUGAUCAAGGAGGACGUUUGGGAUUUUUAAACGUUCGAGUGAAAGUGAGAGAUGAAAACGACAACGUACCCGUUUUUCAGGUUUCAGAAUAUAAGGCUGCCAUACCUGGAAAUUUCACAGUCGAAUUAGGAUUUUUAAAAGUGAAAGCUACGGAUUUAGACGAGGAUAUUAAUGCAGAAAUUGAAUAUUCAAUAUCUCCACCGUACACGGAUAAAACUGAUGAACUCUUCGGUAUAAACUCUCAAACGGGAGGAAUCUAUUUAUUAAAAAGUGCAAAACCUUUUCAAAAUCAAUUAUUUCAAUUUUUUGUCAAAGCAGAAGACAAUGGGAAACCUUCGAAACAUUCUCACGUUCCCGUCGAAAUUUAUAUAAUGGGACCCAACGACGUAGCUCCCUUAUUCGAAAGAAAGGAUGAUAAAUUUUUCCUUUCUGAAAAAUCGGCCCCCGAAACUGUUAUAACGAGACUGAAAUUAGUGUCUAAUGUGACUGUGAAAUUCAGGAUAGUCUCGGGUUCGAUUGACAAUCCUCAAUUUUACGUAGAUUCUACCGGACAGCUAUCUUUGGCGCGUCCCUUAGAUAGAGAAGAAAGUAAUUUUCAUAAUAUCGGAGUAUUAGCAGAAAGUAAAGCGAAUCCUUCUUUGGCUGCUUUGACGGAAGUUUUGCUCAAAGUAUUAGAUGAAAAUGACAAUGCACCCAGGUUCGAAAGCACUCCUUAUGAAUGCACCAUAGCUGAAAACAUUGAAGAAGGUUCAUCGAUACUCAGAGUUAUAGCUCAUGACAACGAUUCGGGUAACAACAAGGAAGUCAGGUAUUCCUUGACGCAAGAUAAUGGAGACUUGGCGAAUAUUUUUGCCAUCGAUAGUUACACGGGUUGGAUAAGAACGCUUGUACCUUUGGACAAAGAAAAAAAUCCCGAAUAUAAUUUUCAAAUAAUGGCGACGGAUAAUGGAAUUCAGAAACAUUUUGCAAGAACGUCGGUUCACGUUAAAUUGAAAGACUACAACGAUAAUCCUCCGGUAUUCACUAGCGAGCAUUACACGGGUUCCGUGAGCGAAGAUGCACUUCCGGGAACAGUUGUCAUACAAUUGAACACGUUAGAUCUCGAUUCAGACUUAGAUUCUCGUGUCGAUCUUUAUAUUACGUCUGGAGAUAUAAUGGCACAGUUUCAGAUAAGGCAAACGGGAGAAAUUUACGUGGCCAAACCUUUGGACAGAGAACUUAUUUCGCAUUAUAAUUUGGAAGUAACUGCAACCGAUGGGAAAUUUGUGACGUCUACAAAAGUCAGCAUUGAAGUGAUUGAUGCAAAUGAUAAUCCCCCGUACUGUAUGAAAUAUCGUUAUCGUCACAUUCUCUCAGAAGGUGUUCUUCCGGGUACUUAUGUCACAAGCAUAGAAGCCGUAGAUAUAGACGAACAAUCAACAUCGAAUCUUCGUUUUUAUUUGACGGGCGAAGGUGCCGAAAAAUUUUCUUUAGAUAAAACUUUGGGUCAUCUGAAAACAGCUCUUCCUUUGGAUCGAGAAGAACAAUCAAAAUACCAACUUGUUGCACACGUUCAAGACCGUGACAAACCAAAAUGGGAGUGUUCGUCUGAAGUUUAUAUUUUAAUAUCUGAUUUAAACGAUAAUCCUCCGCAAUUCGAAAAAGAAAUGUAUUCUGCUACUUUACCAGAAGAUGUACAAAUCGGAACUUUGGUUACAAAACUCCACGCCACAGACAAAGACAUCGGUAUAAAUAGGAAGAUAAAAUAUACUUUUAUCGAUUCUGCUAAUGAACAUUUUAAAAUCGAACCUGACAGCGGAAUCGUCACAUUGUUAAAACCGUUGGACAGAGAACAAAAAGCAACUUAUAAUUUAUCCAUAAAAGCUUUCGAUCAAGGAACUCCUCAACUUUCACAAAUAACAAAGCUUUUGGUUUUGGUAUUAGACAUAAACGAUAAUCCUCCGGAAUUCGCUUACAAAACAUACUACGGAACAAUACCUGAAUCGGAACCUAUCGGAACGGAAAUAGUAAGAGUUUUAGCCACGUCAAAAGACACAGGAAUAAAUGCUGAAAUUUCUUAUUCCAUCGUCGGUGGAAACGAACAUAAAAAGUUUGAAAUUAAUCAAAAAACAGGAGUUGUAAAAAUUGUUGAACCGUUAGAUUUUGAAAGAGCCAAAGAUUAUCUUUUAACAAUUCAAGCCACGGAUGGUGGAGUCCCACCAUUAAGCAAUCAUGCUACUGUUAAUAUAACUGUGACCGAUAGCAAUGAUAAUCCUCCAGUUUUUAUUCAAAUGUCUUAUUCAGCUACAAUAAGAGAAGAUACACAAGUCGGUGAUAAAAUAUUGCAAGUGACGGCCAAUGAUCUUGAUAGUAAUCUUAACGGUCAAAUAAGUUAUUCGAUAAUAAACGGAGAUAGACAAAAUCAAUUUAGAAUCGAUAAAGAUAAUGGAUAUCUUAUCGUAAAUGCUCCUUUAGACAGAGAAAUGAUUUCUUCGUAUGUUCUUGAAAUUCAAGCUACCGAUCAUGGAAUUCCAGAACUUUCAAGCUCGGUUUUGGUUAAUUUGGAAAUUUCGGAUUUCAAUGACAAUCCCCCACUAUUUUCUCAGGAUAAUUAUACGGCUGUUGUGCAAGAAGACAAACCCCCGGGAUUCGUUAUAUUGAAAUUUCACGUUACGGAUGCGGAUGCCGGUUUUAACACGUCUCCAUUUACAUUUGACUUUAGAGCCGGAAAUGAAGGAUUAAUGUUUAAAUUAGCUCAAGAUGGUUCGUUGCAAACUGCAAAAAAAUUUAAUCAUCGAAUGAAGGAUAAUUAUCUGUUACACAUAAGAGUUUUUGACAAUGGAACGCCACCCAUGUUCAGCGACACGUUUGUAGCUGUUAAGGUUAUAGAAGAAUCUCAAUAUCCGCCAGUUUUAACGCCAUUAGAAAUCGUAGUCAAUUCUUACUUGGAUCAGUUUUCUGGAGGAGUUUUAGGAAAAAUUCACGCCACGGAUCAAGAUCCUUACGAUACUCUUACGUAUUCUAUAAAUCCUAAAAUUUCAGGUUCAAAAAUAUCUGAUUUUAUUAAAAUUGAUGCUCAAGAUGGAACUCUUACCGCUGUUUCUAUUCUUGAUGUUGGCGAAUAUCAAUUGAACGUUUCCGUUACCGAUGGAAAAUUUACCACAACUGCCGUAGCCAAAAUCACAGUCGAGCUUAUAACGGAAGAAAUGCUUGAAAAUGCUAUUAUUAUUAGAUUUAGAGGAGUUUCGGCUUCGAAUUUUGUUUUGAGUCACAAAAGAGGUUUUUUGAGAGCGAUUCGAAUGUCGUUGGGUGCUCGUCCCAAAGACGUUGUCAUUAUAAGCGUUCAACCCAUUCAAGGAAAAAAAAGAGCUACCAGAAAUCAUUUUUAUGAUAAGAAACAAAAAAUUUCAAAAAAAGGAUUCAACAGAAGUUUUAAUAAUCAUUCGAUAUCAUACAAGGUUUACGAUCAAAAAGACGUAACGAGUAACAAAAACCGGAAACCAAGACAAUUACACGAUGAAGUUGAACAAAGUAUGGGGUUAAUAGUAGAAGAAAUAAUUAGAGAUAAAUGUACACCUAAUCAUUGCGUUUACGGCACGUGCCACGACAGGUACGCUUUAGAUUCCAGUCAAAGUGCGACAGUUGCAACUGACGUCACGAGUUUUGUUUUUCCUAAAUAUGCUCAUAGAGUUAAAUGCUUGUGUCAAGAAGGAUACGCAGGAGAUCGCUGCGAAAAAAUAGUUAAUGAAUGCGCUCGAAAUUUAUGUCCUCGACACAAAAUUUGUACGCCAGAUGCAUCAGCCCAAGGUUAUUCAUGUCAAUGCCCCGAUGGUUUCACGGGGGAAUUUUGCGAAUUGGAUAUAUCUCAGUGUCACGAUGACACCUGCUACGUGCCGCGGAAUCCGAUUUCAUUUACUGGAAUGAGCUAUGCAAAAUAUAAAGUUGGAAAAAGUGUCUUGAAAAGAGCUUUAGAAUAUGAAAUGAAUCUUCAAAUAAGAGUUAGAACCGUUCAAGAAACCGGAACUCUUAUGUAUGCAAGCGGAAAAGUUGAUUUUAAUGUUUUGGAAAUCGUUAGCGGAGUGGCUCAAUACAGGUUUGAUUUGGGUAGUGGAGAAGGACUUGUGAGAGUCAGUUCAGUUUUUAUAAGUGACGGUCAGUGGCACGAAAUCCUUUUGGAAAGAAAUGGAAACAAUGCAAGAAUCGUAGUUGAUGGAAAACACGUUGCACAGGGAUCUGCCCCUGGUACCAAUGACGUUUUAAACGUUCAGGGUGACUUUAUUUAUUUGGGAGCAGAGAUUAAACAUCAUCCGUCAGUGAUUGGAGUUGAAAACAUUCAAAGAGGUUUUAUUGGUUGUAUGGAUGAUAUUAGAUUGGCAAAAGUUGCUCUUCCCUUACAUAUGUCAGGCACGUCUUCGGUGGCCUUUUUAAAACUUUUUUAUAAUAUAGAAUUUAACUGCAAUGCUGGAGCUGUUUUGGUGCCUUUGGGAAUUUGCGGAUCUCAACCGUGUAAGAAUGGAGGAACUUGCGAAGAUCUAGGAGACGGAUCGUACGAAUGCAAAUGUCAUCCAAGGUAUCGCGGAAUCAAUUGCGAAAUAGAUACGAAUCCGUGUCUAUCGUCUCCGUGCCUGUACGGCGGAAAAUGCAUUCCCAUAUCAGAAAAUGAUUAUAUUUGCGAGUGUUUAAUACGAUUAUCGGGUAAGAGAUGUCAGCACGGACGUCAUUGCUCACCCAAUCCUUGUCGAAAUGGCGGAGUGUGCGAAGAAGGAGAUAACGGUCCUAUAUGCAAAUGUCGCGGAUUCACGGGUGACACCUGCACAAUUGAUAUAGACGAAUGCAUGGCCGCACCCUGUUUGAACAGCGCAACGUGCAUAAAUACAAUCGGUUCCUACACAUGCGCUUGUCAGCAUAGCUUCACGGGAAAACUUUGUGCAAACUCUAUAUACUCUUCUCCCAUCACUUCAAGCAUAUACAAUUUAACAUUGGAAGAACUUAUUGGUAUAUUGGUCGUCAUCAUCGUUAUUCUUCUUCUCGUUUUCUGCUUUAUACUAUAUAGAAAAUUACGAACGAAAAGGAAUCGUCAGCACGGAAAUCACAUCAAUAACGAUACAAGGAAGGACAUGGUUCUUAAUUCAACUUGUAAAUCUAAUGACACGGAAUUCAAAAGAGGAUCCAAACUCAGCAAUUUAGAAAUCAGUCAGAGAGAACCUCUUCAAUGUGCACCACGGCCAGCAUCAUACACCGCAAGUUCAACUGAGCCCGGAGGACAUUUAGGACCCGUACAAACCCCUCUUAAUAAUUUAGAUACACUCAGAAGUUAUGGAUCUGCUGGUGAUGAAUUAGAAUGCGAUUUACCACCCGAUUAUGUUAGAAAUUUAAACAGAUCAACGCCGAUAAAUAAUCAUACUUCAAUUGAUUCCGAAUCUCUUUGCAAGCCAUCAUGGAACGCCGUCAUUCCACUAGUCAGUUUUUCCGAAAACAAUAUUAAAAACGAUUUAAAAUUAGGAAAUACAAAAAUUAUGGAACCGUUAAAAAUUCAAAAUCCGCGUUCAAAUGUUGGAAGAUCGAAUAUAAGUCAUUCCGAAGAAGAUACGAGAUAUCAUUGGGAUUGUUCAGACUGGGUUAGACAGGAUCAAAGACCUUUACCGAACAUAACCGAAGUCCCUGGAAGCGAAGUUCCAGAUUCAUCGAGUUUUCAUAGCAACGAAAGUAACGAAUCAAAUAAUCAACAUAACGUUUUACCACCUGUUUUAGGUCCAAUAGAUCCUGCAAGAGAUUUUGAUACUUUAAACGAAGAUGUUGAAUCUGAAUACGUUGGAGAUUCUGAAUGCGGUACUGAAUUCAAUUAUUCAGAUGGAGGAGUACCUCGAUUGAAUGCUUUAGACAGCGGAAAUGAAGAUUAUCGUUUUCAAUCUUCUGAUAGUUUUCUCAGACAUCCAAACACAUAUUUUCCAAAGUACAACAUUCCGAGCGAAACGGAUCAAAACGAGGAAAGCGAUGAUGAGUACAUAGGAUACGGUUUUCCGAAACACGAACGAUCCGCAUUACUGGGGAGUCACGGAAACCUGUCAACGAACGUUUGUGAAAUUGACGAAUCGGAACUUGAAGCACCCGAGCUUAAAAAACUAAAUCCGAAAUCCUGGAAAUCUGGAAGCGUGACGCAAACAGCCGUGUGA
Messenger RNA from Pediculus humanus corporis (human body louse), 14151 nucleotides. Its product is annotated as protocadherin fat 2 precursor, putative. Gene Ontology annotation, molecular function: calcium ion binding. The transcript is spliced from 30 exons. Gene Ontology annotation, biological process: homophilic cell-cell adhesion. Lineage: Eukaryota; Metazoa; Arthropoda; Insecta; Psocodea; Pediculidae. Gene Ontology annotation, cellular component: plasma membrane. The record is from RefSeq and is a predicted model, not a curated record. Bases 1 to 14151 code for a protein of 4716 amino acids.